CUGCGGGAAGAGUCGCUGGUCCUGGGGGUGUUCCCCCCCCUCCUUUCUCUGGGCUCUGAGGCGGAGAAGGGGACGCGGCGGCCGUGCAGUCAGCGUUUGCGCGGAGUCCUACUCCGAAUUCCGCUCCGCUUGAGGAAGCACUUGUCCCGCCACGCUGUCUUCUGCCCUGGCUCAGCAAUAUGACCGAAGGCUGGGUGGAUUGCCCCUCACUGGGGCCCGGCUGGCAGCGCCGUGAAGUCUUGCGCAGAAACGCAACAAGACCAGGACAGUCAGACACCUAUUAUGUAAGCCCCCGAGGAGAGAAGAUUCGCAGCAGAGUGGAGCUGAUGCGGUUGCUGGGGUGUUCAAGAGACCUGACUGACUUUGAUUUCAAGAAAGGGGUUUUCAUUGAGCCUGGUGCCGAGCCUGCUCCACCGGUUCCACCCCCUAUAGAAAGACAUCGGAAGGUCAAAAAGGGUAGCAAGAAGCGACUCCCUUCUCUGCCAGAAGCCACCCCUCCACUCAAGAAACCUCCUGACUUGCAGGAAUUUGAACCGCCUCCGGACGACAAGCCUCCACAGCUUGAGCUGGAGAUGCCGAUCGGGACCCCUGCCAGUAUUCCAGCCCAGCAGCCAGAGCCUCUGGCCCCCGUGGAUCCGUUAACCCCCAAACCCCACAAACGACGACGUCGGAAACAUCCUGCCCCCAUCCUUGCUGAGGGCAAAGCGGGAGAUGCGACAAUGCUAGAAAUCACACCCGAGGAAACUAUUGCGUGCUGUGCCAGCUGUCAAGGCCAGUUCCCAGGAGUGAUGCUCCCAUCCCAGAGGCGCUGCCGUUGGCUCUGCCCCGACUGCAGAGCUCAGAGAAGAGACUUCAACCGGGAGCAGAGAUAUUACAAGCAAGUUGGCUGUGGGGUGUGCCAAGCCUGCCAGAUGUCUCAGGACUGCGGCAUCUGCACAGUGUGUGUCGUGCGAGCCAAGAGCCCCGAGCUCCGCAUUGGCAUCAAAUGCCUGCUGCGACGAUGCCUGAGGAUUGUCAUAAAGGGUCCUGAGUGCGGGAUGUGUCAGGCCUGCAAAAUCACCGAAGACUGCGGUAGCUGUUACAUCUGCCUGCGGAGGCAGAAGCCGGGCAUGAAGCGCCAGUGGAAGUGUGUGAAGCGCCGCUGUCUCAAACGCAAGAAAAAAAUCCCGCCCAAGAAGGACGGCUACAGUUCCAAGAAGCUUAUGGUGGAAGCCUCCCCACCAAAGGAUACCUUCACCCCAGCACGACAGCGGCAGAAGCGGCCAGUGACAGCAACAGAUGGGCCUCCUCCCAAGGUCCAAAGGGCCCCCCGGCGCCGCCGCAAGAAGCUGUCAGCAACACCACCAGUGCCCGCCGUGAGUGAUGGGCCCCCUCCCAAGGCUCAGCUGGCCCCAGGCUGCCCCCGUCAGAAGCGCUCUGCUACCACAAAAUGGAAGCCUUCCAUGGAACGGGAUCCCGGAGGUGUCCCCACAGUACGGCAUAGGCAGAAGAAGCAGUUGGGCACAGUGAAAGAGCGGAAGAAGGCUGGCCGCCCACCCAAGCAUCCCACAGCCAUGCUCAAGAACAGCGUGCGUACCUCAAAAAGCCGGCGGAACCGGAAGUGCGGUGAGUGCGAAGCCUGCCAGCUGAAAACUGACUGCGGCCGCUGCGACUUCUGCCGGGACAAGCCCAAGUUCGGCGGGGGGAACCUGAAGCGCCAGAAGUGCCGCUGGAGACAGUGCCUCCAUUUUGCGAUGGCCGAGGAGCUGCCCUCCGUCAGCAAACCGAUCGACCUGUCCAAGCCGCAGAACCGACAGAUGCCUGACCAACAGCCGCUGAAGCUAAAGGAGGAAGUCAAGAAGGAAUUGUCUCAAGACUGCGUGAAGGACCUCCCCAUCGUACUGCAGCAAGUCAAGGAAGAGCCGGAAGUCCCCUGCCACCCCACCCCACCGACCCAGGUCCUGGUGAAGGAAUCAGAUACCAGAUUACCUGCUGUCAACCUCCUCCUUGCGACAUCUCCCAAGAUCAAGAAAGCGCGCGCAGAACCGGGUGGGGACCGUCGCCCGUUGACCGAUUCUCCGGUGUUGGCGGGGCUGCCUCAGUCUAAGAGCACCAGGGAGACACAAGGCGGGGAGGUGGUCGUGCUGGAUGACGACGAGGAUGACGAAGUGGAACCGCUGCAACCGAUACGCCCCCCGGUGAUAAUGGAGAUCUACAGUCUGGGCGGCGUGCAGCCCCUGAGCCAGCUGGACAGCGUCCUGCGAGAGUUCCUGACGGAACUGAAUGAGAUCCCUCUCCCUGCCCACUGGGAGGUGCUACCCUUGCUGGGCGGCCCAGACCUGCGCCUGGUGCAGCGCUCGAAACAGUCCACCAUGUCGGCGGCGGUCAUCCACAUCCGCCCGGGCCUCUUCUUCCACGUGGUGGUGCGGAACCUCCCCGUGCCUCCCGAGCACGAACUCUACGCCAGCCAUCCGGCCCGCCUCACCACGGUCGACGAAGUGGUGGAACUGAUCUGCGACCUGGAGGCCUAUCGGCUCUGUCCCGGCUGGCCGGCGGGCUGGCACGCGGGCGAACGGUCUCAGGCCUGCGACGUUCUCGUGUACUCGGGCUGCUGCCCGCAGUGCCGGCUUAACCCUUGGCCGUCAGGGAGCGGGGCCCGCUAAGAACCGAGCUGGAGGGGUGGGGGAAGGGGCGAUCUGGAGACGGGACUUGCCCCCCCGGGGCAGUUAAGUGGGCAGAAGUUUUAUUUUGACACUGGAAAUGGCUCGGAUAUCUGAACGGAUCAUUCCUUGCCGCCAAUAGCUUUAUAUUCCCCCCCCCCCUCUCGUUCAGUAGCUUGGCACAAAAAGGUCUGUUUUGUUUUUUCCUCUUGUUGUCUCCUGUGUCUCCGCCCCCUGCCCUGUAUACUGCUUCUACAUUUCUCACGGAGAGUGAAAAGUUUCUUGCAGAGACUAGGCUCCUGUCUUGCUUUGAUCGUUUGCUCACCUCCGGCCAGAGAGUCGCAUUGUGAACCACAGCACGUCGCCGACGGCGGUCUCGGAUCACCACUGUCCUGCACUUUUAAACUUCAGGCGUUCGGCAGAGCGGCACUCGACGUUGGGCCGACGGGAACGUGCAGAAACCUCCUUAUGCAUCCGGCUUGGACUCUCCUCUCUGUCACUCUCCUCAUCUUCUCCUGCUUGCCUAACCCCACCGUGCUGUCGGAUUUAGCACAGUCCCAGAAGACGUCUCAAUCGGCAGCGUGACCUUCUCCAGACAUGGGAAGGGGAGGAUUUUUAGAAAAGGAUCUCCUUCUCCAACUCGAAUGCCUCCUGGCAAGGACCUAGCCCUUCUUUCCCCCCGGUAUGCAUCUAAAAAAUUUGAAGUGUUGCCUCAGGCAUGUUUUUCUGUUUCCGAGUUUGGAGGAUUAGUUCAGUUGGAGGACCGGAGGCGUUCCGUUUGGGGGACACAGAAGGUGAAACAGACCUGGCUGGAAGGCGGCGAGGCGGCUGGCUGGCUGCCCCUCCCAUUUGCAGAGAGGUUCCGGCAUGUCCUGUUCAGGGAAGCUCUUCAGAAGCCAUAGCCGCGCGUCCCUCGCUGACUCUGUGGUUUCGUUUCGCGUCUUCCGUCUGUGCGGUUGGCGGCAACAGCAGCAAAACACACACCCACCCCCCGGGCGUUCUCCCUCACGGCACUCUCGGUUUUGUAAUAUUUUUUUUUGUGCUUCUUCUCCCC
Messenger RNA from Gekko japonicus, 3693 nucleotides. RefSeq names its product methyl-CpG binding domain protein 1 (gene MBD1). The coding region runs from base 180 to 2642 and encodes 820 amino acids. Gene Ontology annotation, molecular function: DNA binding; zinc ion binding. The record is from RefSeq and is a predicted model, not a curated record. The transcript has 20 exons. Lineage: Eukaryota; Metazoa; Chordata; Lepidosauria; Squamata; Gekkonidae.